AACAUUACCAAAGCCCCCUUUCCUCCUUCUUCGUGCUGAUGGGCUCAGGGAACCACCAUUCAGACCCCGAAACGGCGUUGGUCCGUGAAAGGAGGCUGGUAAAGCUGGAGAUCGAGGACCCUCUCGAGGAAGAGAAUGGUCCCAUCAGCAAGCGCUCCAAAUCUUCGCUCGCUCCGAAAGAGAUUAUCUCAAGUGAUGCAUCUCUUGGUGAUGCUUCAGCAUACAGCAUACUUGAUGAGCCUAGCCCUUUGGGUUUGCGUCUGAAGAAGAGUCCUUCACUGUUGGAUUUGAUACAAAUGAAGCUUUCCCAAGGGAGUGUGCCUGUUACAAAUACGGAAAGUGACAACUUAAGCUGUCUAGGGAAAAAGGAUACGCGUGCUGCUGCCGGAACCAGUUCUGUUGACAAGCUUAAGGCUUCGAAUUUCCCAGCUUCACUUUUAAAAAUUGGUACAUGGGAGUAUAAAUCAAAAUAUGAGGGCGACUUGGUGGCAAAGUGUUACUUCGCUAAGCAUAAGCUUGUUUGGGAAAUUCUUGAAGGUGGGCUGAAGAGCAAAAUAGAAAUCCAAUGGUCAGAUAUUACAGCAUUGAAGGCCAAUUGCCCUGAGGAUGGACCUAGUUCAUUGUCUGUAGUGCUUGCCAGACAGCCUCUUUUCUUCAGGGAAACUAAUCCUCAGCCUAGAAAGCAUACACUGUGGCAGGCAACAUCAGAUUUUACGGAUGGACAGGCGAGCAAACAUAGGCAGCAUCUUUUGCAAUGUCCACAAGGGCUGUUGACCAAGCAUUUUGAAAAGCUUAUCCAGUGUGAUGCCCGUCUUAAUUUUUUAAGCCAACAACCAGAUAUAAUUUUGGAUUCACCUCAUUUUGAGACACGGCCCUCUUCUGCUGAGAGUGCGGACAAUCCAAAAGAUCAUGAUGUGCAUCAAGUCAACAGUAAGGGAUCUGCCAUGUCUAGUUUUCUGGACGUGCAAUCACCUAUUGCAUCCCUGUCACCAUCAUUUACGAUUGAGCACAAUAAUCCUCCUGCCAUUAGCAUAGAUAGUCUGCCCCGUGAAGCGCCUUCCCCUAGUUCAGUCAUGGACUGCCGUGCAAUUGAAGGGAGUUCAAGUUCUGAAGCUGAAUCCAAGGCCCCUAGAAAUUGGGAUGAGAUUAAAGUGCCUGGAUUACGCCCUUCUAUGUCAGUCAGCGAUUUUCUUGGCCACAUUGAACAUUGCCUUUCUGAGCAAAUAACAUCUGAGCCAGAGUACCAGGAAAUGCUGGAGGACAUUGCACAGUAUCUUCUUAGUGACAAUCAGGCUAUAGGUACAGCAGCUUCUGAUGAAAAAUCACUCAUGUCAAGGGUCAAUUCUCUUUGUUGUCUUCUUCAGAAGGACCCUCCAGCCGUGCAGAACUCACAUGACCAUGAAACUGUGGUUGAAGGGCCUGACCGUGGGAAAGGUAUUCAACUUGCCCAUACUCAUGAAACAGUGAUGGAUGACAAAAGUAGAAUAGAUUUCAAGAUAUUGGAAGAGGACUCUAGAGAUGUUUCAUCUAGCAAGCAGGCACCAGGCAUGUCUAGGAAAGACUCGUUUGGAGAAUUGUUGCUUCAUCUCCCUAGAAUUGCAUCGCUUCCGAAGUUCUUGUUUAAUAUAUCAGAAGAGGAUAGCGACAGUCAAGGCAGAUAGCUACUCUGAAAUGUGAAAAUAGUCAAGUUGCAUCGAGAAUAUGUUAAUGUACUCGCAUGUACCAGUUUAACUUCUUCCAUGGGAGUCACUAGGAUUCUGAAAAAAUUUUAAUGAAGAAUCGUGGUGUAGAGCUCAUGUUAGAACUCUUUAGAUAGGUGUUUUAGUUCUUUUCUUGUGGUCAUUCUAGUUUUCGUAGACGGUUAUUGUAAUGUAAGUAGAUUUAUUGCCUAAUAAGUUUUUCAGCAGUCACGGAUUUUAAUUC
Arachis duranensis is the source of this 1923-nucleotide messenger RNA. RefSeq lists its product as uncharacterized. The coding region runs from base 39 to 1661 and encodes 540 amino acids. Lineage: Eukaryota; Viridiplantae; Streptophyta; Magnoliopsida; Fabales; Fabaceae. The record is from RefSeq and is a predicted model, not a curated record. The transcript is spliced from 7 exons.